Molecule: messenger RNA, 1908 nt
Organism: Ooceraea biroi (clonal raider ant)
Lineage: Eukaryota; Metazoa; Arthropoda; Insecta; Hymenoptera; Formicidae
Source: RefSeq, a predicted model, not a curated record
UAUAUUUCAAAGCUAUAAUUGAUUUUUAAAAUUAGCCAAAUAAUUUUCAUGAUUCGGGCACUUGAAACUACAAAGACGAUGCCGAACUGGUAGCGCCGCCAUCGCUGUCAUGCAAGUCGCGAUGUCGGCCGGAGAAAAUAAGCCAUCAGUGGCGUAGGAUUCUAUAUUUACAAUUAUUUCAAUCCAUCGUGUAUAAUUGACAGAAUUUAAUUUGUACGAGUUGCAAUAAUAUUUGAGUUUUACUGUAAUUACUUGUAGCAUUUUUCAAUGCAAAAGAUUUUAAUAUUUUAAAGAUUUUAAUAUUUAAAACAUUUUGAUAUUUAUAACAUACAAACUUUAAUUUUUGCAAUAUUUAUAUACAAAGUAGAGCUAGUUUUUGUAAAGAUAAAACAAUCUUGGAAACUGUAUUUCCAAUAUUUUCUUAAUUUCAUAUAUAUAUAUAUAUAUAUAUAUAUAUAUUAAUUUUAAUGUGAUUGAAUUUAAUUUAACUUUACUGCCUUUUUAUGAUAAUGAAGUUAUCCACAAAUUGCACUUAAAAACCAUUUUUGAUCGAUUUUUCAGAAUUUAAUGCAACUUCACUGUGUACAAAGAGAAGAGAAACCAUUUGAUUUAUUUUUAUUUCUUUUUCAAAAUUAGUUAGUAAUAACAUGAUUUUUUAAUGAUGUAAUGGAUGCGUUCAAAGUUCGACAGAAACACAAAUAUGGCACCUCCUUGUGCUUCUCGAUGAUGGGCCAAAGGAAGUUUAGGAUCUCGAUGUGCGCAAUUAACGUCUCCCCGGAAGCAGGCGAUGCGCCCAUUAAUAUUAUGUCAACGAGAAGAAAAUGCUUGAUACCUUCCGAUAUGGAGAACUUCAAGAACGCUUUCCUUCUAAGACAAAAUAAAAAUUCGGUUCUUCAAGACAUGUCGACGAUACCGCCGAAUUCUAUUGAUGUUAUAAAAGAGAACGUGAGUGACGCAGAUUAUCCCUUGCGAAGGACAAGCAAUAUCAAAUACGAGGUCGAUUAUUACCGGUUUCCUUACCAAAAUAUAAUGAAACAUGGAAAUAACAGAAUUGAUAGCUUUCAAGAUGCUAUUUUGGUGAAGGACGUGGGAGUAUCCUGCAGUCUUUUAAACGAAAACGUAAUCGAUUCUAACAUACCAAUUUCGGGAGUAGAAAGCUAUCUCAUUCGACAGCUCAAACUUGAGUACAAUGAAUUGUCAAGUAUCACAAGGAAAAUCAAUGCAUAUACUAAGGACAUUUUAAGCAACUUAGCAACUAGAUGCAAAAGGAAGGAUCAGGCUCUUCAAAAAUUGCGUGUUUCCUCGAAGCAUACACUGGUAUCGCAGCAUACGGAUGAACAGGAAAAUCCUUGCUUAAAGUUACGAUUUUGCAACGAUACAAAGCCAAAAUAUCGAUCAUCCAAAUUAAAUUUAAAUGAUGAUCGCUGCAAAAAAGAAACGGACAAGAAAAAGAAGUACGAUGCAUAUUUAUUGAUACGGGAUAGAAAUAGAGAGAAACAUCGAGUAGAGCUCGAUAAAGCGUUCUUGAAGGAAGUACUUGAACUGCCGCCGAAAGGCAGCGGUGUGUUGCUUCACAAUUAUCUAAUAAUGAAGAAGGAGAAAGUAUCCGGUAACGCAUCGAAAAUGUCUUUACGUAAAGUGGGAAAUUUCGUAUCACCUGACGCACAGAAGAAUCACAACGUCAAUAAAUCUUUCUGUACCACCAAAUGCGAUCCUUUAGUGUUCACUAAUUGGCGGGAAGUAUCCAGGCGAAAGAAUUGCAAAUUCACACGCGCAUUUACCGUCGGCACUUCCGGCAAAUCGCGAUGCACUGUUGCACCUGAUUCGCACAGUGUGUAAAUUCAAUUUUGAUUAAUUCAUUUAUUAUAUCAUUAAUUAUUUGUAACUAUUUUGCUGUCGUCACUACAU